AUGUCCAGCCAGUGGCUGCUGCUUCUCUUCGGUGCUCUUUGGCGACCGACAGGAGGCAUUUCCAUCGAGACGCCACAGUACGAGCUGCACCGCUACCUCUUCGCCAACUACUCAACCUCGAUCCGGCCGAUCGCCAGCCACACUACGCCCACCACCGUCGAGUUCGAGGUCUCCAUUUACAACCUGAUCGACCUGGUGAGGACCGGCCUCUCACCCCUGCCCAGCAGCGCCGACUCGGCUUACGAAUGGGCCAUCUACAACACGCUGGCGAUCGUGAAGUCGUCCGGGGAGGUGACUAUGCUGUCGCACGCCAUCCUGCGCUCCUCCUGCGAGAUCAACAUCCGCUACUACCCGUUCGAUCAGCAGCUCUGCGUCAUGAGCUUCUCCAGCUGGUCGCAGGACAUCACCCAGAAUGUGUAA
Pollicipes pollicipes is the source of this 420-nucleotide messenger RNA. RefSeq names its product neuronal acetylcholine receptor subunit alpha-3-like. The transcript is spliced from 4 exons. Gene Ontology annotation, cellular component: membrane. Lineage: Eukaryota; Metazoa; Arthropoda; Thecostraca; Pollicipedomorpha; Pollicipedidae. Gene Ontology annotation, biological process: monoatomic ion transport. Gene Ontology annotation, molecular function: extracellular ligand-gated monoatomic ion channel activity. The record is from RefSeq and is a predicted model, not a curated record. The coding region runs from base 1 to 420 and encodes 139 amino acids.